Molecule: messenger RNA, 4607 nt
Organism: Teleopsis dalmanni
Lineage: Eukaryota; Metazoa; Arthropoda; Insecta; Diptera; Diopsidae
Exons: 10
Coding region: 158-4276 (1372 amino acids)
Biological process (GO): regulation of transcription by RNA polymerase II
Cellular component (GO): nucleus
Source: RefSeq, a predicted model, not a curated record
AUUAAUAUAAUUAAAUUAAUAAAUUGAAGUAGUCCAUGCCAGUUGAUGCUCCUAUCUGUAUGGAAAAAAACGGAAUGAUUUCAUUGUUUAGAGUCCAAAUAUAAAAAGUCUUUAUAAAAAGUAAUAUUAAAAAAUAUUAAUUGUUGCUAUAAAUAUAAUGUCUAACAAUAAUCCUCAUGGACAUAUAACUCAACCACCCCAAAAUCCAUCAUGGAAUCCUCUACAGAUACCAUCAUACAUACCGAGGCAGCCACAAUUGGCUCAUAUGUCCAACGAACGUCCAAUGGUACGUUCACCAUUGACAUGGCAUGCACCGGCUCCGCCACCGGACUCCAUAUAUAAUUUCAUGUCAGCUAAUCAUAAAAAUUUGGAGCAUCAAAUAAAUCCACUUAUUCAGCCAUAUGUGCGUGGUCCUUCGCCUUUUGAUUCAAUGGACUUAUCUUUACAAUCGGCACGAAAUGCUGCAUCGCCUUUAAAUAAAGGACUGCAUCCUGGUAUGGGGCAGCAUGAUUUUGGGCAUAAGCAAGCUCAGCAACAACAAUUAGCGCUUCAUCAACAAAAUCAGGCUCAAUCCCUUCAACAACAGCAUACAACACAAAUGCAGCUCACACAAAGUUAUCCCAUACAUAAUCUCUCCACAAAUGCAUCAAAUGCUUUAACACAUACGCAACAACAGCAAACUACACAGACUUCAAUAAACUCCACUGGUCCACAACAUUCUCACAGUUCUCAAAAUGCUGCUACUGCAUCGCCAUCUACUAAUUCGCCUUCUACAAGUUCAAUUGGAGCUAAUGCUAAAUAUAUGAACACAAAUGGUGGCGAUCGAGAUUCUAUGUUACCACCACCUGGUAUUGGUUCGGCAAGCAGUGGUGCAUCCCUAUCUGGUAACAAUAAUAAUGGCACCACAGGAACGGGCCCCAACCCUAUGCAUUAUUUGCGCGAUGCAGAAGUACGUCAUAGUGAAAACUUUGCCAAAAUGGCACAAAUGAGCCGCAAUUAUGAAAAUGAGUUACAGACGAAAUCAAUGCAGAAACCAGUUGAGCUGGUUAAUAAAGAUUGUAACUACUCUGCUAUAAUGCCAACUAAAAUGACUCCACACUCACAGCAAGUUUCACCGAAAAAACAUACAUCUCCAAUUCAUAAUUAUCACCCACAACAACAAGCUUUCACCAAUCCAACAACUGUAAAACAUAACGGUCCGCAUACACCACCCACUCCUCUGUCACCAGCAUCAAACCAACAAUCCAACCCAUCGGUCACAAAUAACGCAAACCCACAACAAAUGCCAACACAUUCACCUGUUAUGCAGAGUAACGCAGGCGUAAUCGACUACAAUCAACUACAUUUACAACAAAAUAGUUUUAACCCGCAACAUGUCCUGACAAACCAAUCACAUUUACAUUAUCCACAUCACCAGCAUCAUUUACAUCAGCACCAUAGCUCCCAACAAACGCAACAACAACUGCAACAUAAUCAACAAAGUCAGCAAUUGCAUCAUUCCCCCAUGCAACAGCAACAAUCUAAUUUAGUUGAUAUGGAUACAUACCCAAAUCGAACUGAGCCAAAUUCACUACAAUCCAAUAUUGAAAAAUCUCAAAUUGCAGACUUAUCAGCAGCGAAUGCAAAUAUUGCAGCUUACAAGUUUUCAGUUUCAACGCCCAGCAAUCCGCAGAAUCCUGCAACAUCACCUGAUAGUGAGUCCAUCGAUUCCAAUAGCAACAGCAGUGAAAGUCGUCAAAGACGAAAAAGAAAGUCUAGCAGAAUUGUUCGUAUGUCCUCAAGUGAAAGGGAAAACGAAGACACUGGUUCCAUCUCGCAUAAAUUUGGCGAACCCACACAGGGGCCUCUUACACCAAAACGUUGCAACAAUAGUCGUAGCCCAAAAGUUUCACCACAGCAGACACAACGAAAAUCACCUCAAAAUAUUGAAGGACCUUUGGAACAACCUCCAGAAAAUAGUGCAACUACGUCUAAUACGUCACAAAUAGUUUCAUCACCUGUAUCACGUGUAAUUGAAGCAAUCGAACCCGAAACGAAGGAACAAAAUAAUUUAGCUGCACUUGAAAAUGGGCAGUCUGUGCCAGUUGAUAUUUCUAAUGAUGGGGAAAAUCAAAGUAAAACUGCUAAAUCUGAUACUGAAGAAAAUUCGAAUGAUAGUCCCAAAACGAAGAAGCAGCGACAAGUAUUAAAAUUACGUAGUUCUGAGCCACAAGUAAAUGCAAAUAACUUAAAUUCAAGUUCAUAUAAUGAAAAUGUGGCAACAAAUGAUAACGCCGUGCUGGCUGAUGAUCUUAGAAAAGAGACUCAAGUCGAAGUAGAACAAAGUGCACAACUUUCAAAUAUAGUUUCUCAACCAUUAAGUCCACAAAGUAACAGCCGCAGCAGUAGCAGUUCAUCAAGUAGUUCGAGUUGUAGUAAUUCCACUCGGAGUAGUAAUGACAGCAAAUUACAACAGAACAAAAGUCCAACCGAUGAAGUGGAAAAAGAAAAAGAAAAUAUCAUUGCAAAUGAUAUUCACGGUUCUAGUUCCAGUAAUAAUACUAUGGAUAUCAAAGAAAAUUCUACUAGUAAUGAAAAUAAAACAAAUUUGGCUAUGAACGAUAAUAAAAGUAAUAUAGAUAAUGAACUAAAUAAUAGUCCACAUAAAUCCAGUUUCGAAGAGGUUGAAAAUAAAUUAGAAGAAAUGUUCGCUGGCAUUGAAGAUGAGCCUGUUGUGCAUGAAGAUGAUGAACGCUUAUUAGAGGAACCUGCGAACGAGUUAGACGUUGCCCGUGACUUAAGUUUGGCACUUGAGUUAACAACAAAUGCCAGUGAGAAUAUUAAUAAUAACAUAAAUGAUAUGAAAAACAAAGAAGAUAUGAAUGUGGAUAAAAAAGAAACCAAUGUAGAGAAACAGGAGACUCCUAUUAGAUUAGAAGGACCACCACCAACAAAAGCUGCCAAGAAAUCUACAAUGCCUAGCCCGCCAAAAGCAAAGAGCCCUAUUGAGAUUGUUGUCCCUCCUAAAAGAAUAAAUACACCUCGCAGACGUCUAUCAACAGCUUUAGAUCCCGCUAACUUACGCAUAUUCUUUGAAGAUUGUAAUAAAGAAACCGAGAAGCGUAAAAAACAACAAGAUGCAGGUAAAGAAAUUAUUGUUCACUUAGAUGACGAGCGUCCAAGUACGUCUGCUGCAGCUAUAGCUGCUUUAGCAGCUAAGGAAAGCACUGCUGCUAUUACUGAGGCAAGCUUGGCGGCAAAAAAAGAUAAGAAAAGUGUGACGACUGGAAAAAAGCGUCCCCUACCAAUUAUUAAAAGCAAAGGUGGUAAAAACAACAAGCAAAAACAACAGCAACAACAACGACGUAGGGCAAAUUCCUCGGAUGAUGAAUUGCCACCAACACGAGAAGCUUCUUCGAUUGCUGACACAAAAUACAAAUCACCAUAUAUUCUAGUAAAGAAAGAUGGUAACGUAAGCGUUAUUAACGCUCCUAUUGCAGAAGAUGUAAGUGAGAAAAACGUAAAAAUUAAGAAGGCUUAUGUGCAUGACAGAAGGAAUUUACGUGGAUUGCAUUCAUCUACAUUAAGUAAUAAAUAUGAUGCAGUUACGACUGACUCUACGUGGAUUUGUGUGUUUUGCAAACGGGGACCACACAAAAUGGGCUUAGGUGAUCUUUUCGGGCCGUAUUUAAUAUCAACUGAAUGUGAAGAAUAUAAAAUGGCAGUAAAAGCACCAGAUUCAUUUGAUAUUGAUGCAGAUUUUAUAAGUAAAAGAAGACGUUCCGAUAUGGUACAAUCUAAUGCAAGAAAUCUGCCAGUUGUACCAGCAACAACACAACCGACAACUGCGACACGAGUUGGAGCGAAUAAAAAGAAAAAGAAACAUUCCAACGAAACCAACGCAACUGAUCUGCCACAAUGUUCUAAUGCAAUAAUGCAACAACAAACGUUCCUUGGUAUGUGUAAGGUAUCAGAGAAUAGUUAUGAGGUCUGGGUGCAUGAAAAUUGCACUAUAUGGGCACCUGGCGUAUUUCUCGUUGGUGCACGUGUUUUGGGUCUUGACGCAGCUGUGUGGAAUAGCACGCGUUAUGCGUGCAUACUUUGCACAAAACCUGGCGCUAUAAUAUGCUGUCUGCAGCGUGAUUGUAAAGCUGCCGCGCAUGUGCCAUGUGCACAGGAAGCACAUUGGAAUUUAAAUGAAACUGAAUUUAAAGUUUAUUGCCAGAAUCACACUAAUCCGAAUACUAAUGCAAUUGCAAAUAUAGCACAAACAAAUGCCGCCGAUGCGUACUCUUGAGAACGUCGAGAAAACCAACGAAAUAAGCGCAAACGUCAGAGACCACGUUACCACUUAGUUUUUGGUUGCAGAAAAAAACAGCAAAAACGUUAUAACAAGAACCAAAAUCAAUAAGAUGGAAAUGCAGGAGUUGGACCAACCAAAUAUGUAUGUGUUUUGCUUUUAAUUAUUUAAUAUGAAUUUUUUUAACAAACAUAAGGUAAUAUUUUAAUUUAAAAAAUGAUUUUAACGAAAACUUCUUAACACACUCAAAUAGUGUUUCAAGCACUUGAAGUUGCUUAAUAAUAUUAUUGUUUUAACUACUGUUUUUAAUCUUUUUACUAUAUACUAU